Messenger RNA from Oncorhynchus tshawytscha (Chinook salmon), 961 nucleotides. RefSeq names its product parvalbumin, thymic CPV3-like. Gene Ontology annotation, cellular component: nucleus; cytoplasm. Bases 313 to 642 code for a protein of 109 amino acids. The transcript has 5 exons. The record is from RefSeq and is a predicted model, not a curated record. NCBI's taxonomy places the organism in Eukaryota, Metazoa, Chordata, Actinopteri, Salmoniformes, Salmonidae. Gene Ontology annotation, molecular function: calcium ion binding.
AGAAAGAGAGAGAGAGAUGCGUAAAACACUUGCUGCUAUAGUAUAAGGGCGGUACAGUUGCCAGUGCCUAUUUGCACGCAUCAGCCAGUGAAGACGGAUAUAAAUAGCAGGCUAACGGUUAAUUAGUUAGGUAAGGAAUUCGAGAGGGGCCUGGCUGUGAGAAUUUGAUACACGGACAGGUAACUCAAGCAUUGCUGAUUCUCGGUGUAUCCAGUCCAUAUAUAAGUCCUCAUCGGCUGACAUCAGUCACCACAAAGCCUUACAUCCUCUGCUUUGGACACCGGCAAGGCGAGACAAUCAAAGCGGAUUAAUAUGUCACUCACUUCUAUCCUUUCCGCGGAGGAUAUUGAGAAUGCCGUUAAGGAGUUCCAAGCCCCAGACUCCUUCAGCUUCAAGAAGUUUUUCCAGCUGUGUGGCCUGACCUCCAAGUCUCCCAAAGAAGUCAAAGAUGUCUUCCAGAUCCUUGACGACGACAACAGUGGCUACAUCGAGGAGUCAGAGCUCAAGUUCUUCCUGCAACGGUUUGUUCCCGGGGCGCGGACACUGACAGACGCUGAGUGCAAAGGCUUCCUGUCUGCGGCUGAUGAUGACAACGACGGCAAGAUCGGAGUAGAAGAAUUCCUGAUCAUGGUCCAGUCCUGAGAGAUCCAUGGGCGCAGAGAGAGCAGCAGGUGUUCGUUCUCCUCUCCUUCCUCCAGCUUCCAGCCUCCAGUCUACUUCCUCAAGCCUACAGCAGCCUCCAUUCCUGGAAAUUUGAUUUUCUCUGUCCUGCUUGAAUUGUACCCUUCAAGUUUGAUUUUUGUCAGAGCCCCUCUCGAUUCAAUUACAUUUUGAAUCCAUGAGACCAUUUUUUUUGCCUUUGAUUAAGUUCUAGAAGGUUGUAUAGCUGUGUCGCUCCAUGUUUCCUUCCAAUGCACACCACAUUGUCUAUCAAAGAAAUGAAUAAACACAUUGUAACUUA